Messenger RNA from Rhinichthys klamathensis goyatoka, 1554 nucleotides. RefSeq names its product tripartite motif containing 55a (gene trim55a). Lineage: Eukaryota; Metazoa; Chordata; Actinopteri; Cypriniformes; Leuciscidae. The transcript is spliced from 10 exons. The record is from RefSeq and is a predicted model, not a curated record. Gene Ontology annotation, molecular function: zinc ion binding. Bases 217 to 1521 code for a protein of 434 amino acids.
GCAGUGCCGUUUUCAUAUAUGGUCACGUAAUCAUGGCAACAUUUACGUACCCAUGCUAAAAACAGACCAGACAAGCGCGUGGAGGAAGGUGACGGAGCGGCCUACGAGUGCCACGUACGGAGACAAUAUUACAACUGGAUUUCUUUGAAAGGAAAUAAAAAAAAUAAACAGAAGAAGACACACCGGAGUGUGUUUGUCAAGCGCGCGCUCCGCGUGAUGAGUGUGGGUUUGGAUUAUUGGUGCCCUAGAACGCGCGAGACCAUGGAGAGUUUGGAGAGGCAGCUGAUAUGCCCCAUUUGCCUUGAGAUCUUCACCAAGCCGGUGGUAAUCUUACCGUGCCAACACAACCUCUGCCGCAAAUGUGCCAAUGACAUCUUUCAGGCCUCAAACCCCUACUUGCCCACACGAGGAGGUUCUUCAUUGGGCUCAGGCGGCAGGUUCCGCUGCCCAUCCUGUAGGCAUGAAGUGGUUCUGGAUAGACAUGGGGUGUAUGGCCUGCAGAGGAACCUGCUGGUGGAGAACAUCAUAGAUAUGUACAAACAGGAGUCUAGCAGCAGUAAGCCUGAGCCAGAGGUGAAGAAUGAUGAGUUGAUGUGUGAGGAGCAUCAAGAAGAGAAGAUUAAUAUAUACUGUGUGACCUGCUCUGUCCCCACUUGUUCCUUAUGUAAAGUGUUUGGGAGUCAUCAGACCUGUGAGGUUGCUCCACUCAAAUCUGUCUACGAGACCCAGAAAACAGAGUUGUCUGAUGGUGUUGCUUUGUUGGUUGGCAACAAUGACAGAAUUCAGGGCAUCAUCAGUCAGUUAGAGGAAAGCUGCAGAUCUGUGGAGGAAAAUGGGCGUAGGCAGAAGUCUCGUGUAUGUGAAUGGUUUGAUCGUCUGUACGCUCUUUUGGAAGAGCGCAGAGGAGAACUCGCACUGAAGAUCACUGCAGAACAGCAGGAGAAACUCGAUUACAUCAAUAGCCUACAGCGCAAGUACAGAGAGCACUUGGAUAACGCAGCCAAACUAGUGGAGACAGGAGUUCAGACAAUGGAGGAAUCUGAGAUGGCCAUCUUCCUGCAGAAUACGAAGCCUCUACUACAGAAAAUUGCAGAAGGCAGGAAUGUGUCUCAUUUAGAAAAGGUAGAGCGUGGAUAUGAGAAUAUGGAUCAUUUCACUGCAAACUUCCAGCCUGAACGAAGAGCAAUACUCAGCAUAGACUUUAUCAGGGAUGGUGACGACAAUGAAGAGGAUGAUGAUGAAGAAUUAGCUGGUACUGUUAGUCCUGAGACCCCGCAGAGACAAACACCUGUACCGAACCCCCCACCAAUGACAACAGACUCCUCCCAAAUGUCAUCAAAACCCAACCAAUCAGUGAAAAUCAACCCGGCAGAGAACACGCCCUUAUUAACGCCCACUCCAGACUCCAGUCACAACCCUUCUACAGAUGCGCCAGCUCAGGUAACUGCCGGUCCCAGCCAGACAUCUGAGGAUGAACCACGCCAUGUUUUCUCUUUUUCCUGGUUAAAUGUGCCAAAAUAAAUUCAGUUGGUAACCCUGCAACAUCCCAGUGAC